CUGAACACUUCAUCCAUCUAUAUUACUGCGCAGAUUUCUGCUAUCAAAAUGUCGUCGCUGUCUGGUCUUGAUCCUGCACGUCUGCUUUCUUUCUUGUCCGCUUUUACAACUCUCAAGGGAUCAUAUUAUAGAGUCAUUCAUCACUUUGUGGAUCCUGAGACAUCUACAGCAACGCAUUAUUCCUCUGACGUUCUCAUCAUUGAUGAUACACAGGUUGAUCAAAUAUAUGAGCCUACAGUCGGAAACUUCACACGGUUAAAUCAUGGACCGGAGACCCUCGCCUACAUUUUCGGACAAACUCCGCUCUUUUCGCAAGCAUACGUCUGAGAAGAUAGUCCAAUUCGAUUAUUGGGUCUACCGCAAUAUGCAAGGAAGAACCGUUUCAAGGAUUCAGGACAGACAAACAUACGGUGCACGGCGAUGGCGAAAGUCCCGAUAUAAUUAAAGACCGUAUAUCGUACGCCCUGGCACCAAGGGAGCUAUAUACUAUUGUAAUGUCGAGAUGCAGGGUGAGGGCGACAAAGUAUCCGGUGAAGUCACGUGGCUGGUAGGCGAAAGAUAGCUGGCACAUGAUCGAUGUCUUGGGUUACACCAGGACACUGGUUCAGCCCCAUGAAGAUUACUCACGAGUAGCUGCAGUGUGUUCAGAUGAUG
Molecule: messenger RNA, 654 nt
Organism: Verruconis gallopava
Lineage: Eukaryota; Fungi; Ascomycota; Dothideomycetes; Venturiales; Sympoventuriaceae
Exons: 2
Coding region: 49-327 (92 amino acids)
Source: RefSeq, a predicted model, not a curated record